GGUCUUGUUCGCUGCCUGCCAUGUCUACCACAGUUCUUUUCUCGACAUUUCCUCCAUUCCCAACUCUUUCUCUGUCUGUUUCUCCAGAAACCCGGUUCGAUGACCUGUACUCUCUGCUGUGCGAGCGCUACUCCGACCUCCCUCCUUCAGGGGACUUGAGAAUUUCGUCUCAUGCAGGAUCAGUCCCAACGCCGGACACCCUCAUCUCUGAUAUUCAUGGACGAGAUGUGACUCUUGUAACACUAAGACUGAUUCCUCGACUCCGAGGUGGCAAGGGAGGUUUUGGUUCGCAGUUGCGUGCCGCUGGUGGUCGCAUGAGUAGUCAAAAGACCAGCAACAACGACUCAUGCAGAGAUCUUAGUGGGCGCAGGCUCAGUACCAUCAAGACCGCGAAAAGGCUUGCGGAUUACAUGGGAAAUGAAGAUGGACGGAAGAAGGCUCAGGCUCAGGCCAAAAAAGCCAAGCUGGAGACACUCGAAAAGAAGAUUGCAGCUGCGUCAGGAGAUACGGAGGCUGUUGCCGGUAGGAAGCAUCGGUUCGAUGACACAGAAUACCUCGAGGAAAGCAGAGAAAUCGUGGACAACGUCAAAUCUGCAGUAUCUGCAGGUCUCAUGAAGAAAAAGAAGAAGGUCAAGACGACCCACACGUCAAGCUCACCCGAGUCACUCACUCCAAAGGACGCCCUCACUGAGACAGCGGUGAAAUCCCCAGCUACCACACCUAUUGCAGUGGCCACAGCUGUCGCUGUCGGAGUCGCCAGCGCGUAGUUUUUACUUGUCGUUACUUUCCUCUGUAAUUGUAGUUUAUUGGAUAAUGUAUAGUCGUUGUACUAUCA
Messenger RNA from Suillus paluster, 835 nucleotides. RefSeq names its product telomere stability and silencing-domain-containing protein. Lineage: Eukaryota; Fungi; Basidiomycota; Agaricomycetes; Boletales; Suillaceae. The record is from RefSeq and is a predicted model, not a curated record. The transcript has 3 exons. The coding region runs from base 21 to 767 and encodes 248 amino acids. Gene Ontology annotation, cellular component: nucleus.